Asterias rubens (European starfish) is the source of this 1541-nucleotide messenger RNA. RefSeq lists its product as uncharacterized. The record is from RefSeq and is a predicted model, not a curated record. Lineage: Eukaryota; Metazoa; Echinodermata; Asteroidea; Forcipulatida; Asteriidae. The transcript is spliced from 8 exons. The coding region runs from base 97 to 1257 and encodes 386 amino acids.
GUGAGCUCCGUGUGGAUUAGAUUAACACUGGUGAAACGUCUUAUUCAAGCCUUACCUGUACACGUAUAAUAUACAGGACCCAUAGACUGUGGGAACAUGGAGAAAAACCUAAACCAACCACCGAUUUUAUUUACAAUUUCGGAAGCUGGGGUUGAUAUUGAUCCUGAUGAGAUCGAAGCCCAACAACCGAGAUCACAUAGAUCAUCUCCAGCGAACGGACUGCCCAUGGAGUACCGUGAAAAUGCUCUGGUGACCAGUGCCCAGCGCCCUACCGUCACGUUGAGGGAGAAGAACCGGUGUGGUGGUGGCGGGGACAGAAUCCCGUCUGUUUUGACUGCUGUUGCUGUUGUUGUUGCAUUCAUUGCUCUCCUGAUUGGAUCCAUUGGACUGGCAAGAAGGGGAGAUAUAGUUGUUAACAUUUCGAGUGGCACUGGUGACACAUCUGAAGGUGAAGCUUCAAACACAAGUGAUACACUAGAUACUGAAAGGGUCUGGACGUUUGCAAUUGGCGACUACGGGAGCAGACUGGAAUAUAUUGAUUCGAACAGUGGGGAGGUCAAAGGUUAUAACGUCGAUGUUGUCAACGCAGUUUGCAGGAUUGCCGACAAGAAUUGCAAGCUAAUCUGGGACCUGUAUGAUCGAUGUUGGCAGAGUCGAGCCGGCAGUUCACCUCAAGCUGGCAUUGGUCUUCUUGGUAAUUGGUACGAUGCGUGUACAGCUUGGUCCGCAACGUACGAACGCGCUCGCACGUUUGCAUUUACAAAUGAGUUGAGUAAACAGCACCUUGCAGUCUUUAUGGUGAAGAUGGGAACGGAUGCAAACGCCUUCAACUGGCGCGACCUAACAGGGAAGAAAAUCGGCUUUUUACAGGCGUACGUCGAAGAUGAAAACUGUCUGAAACGAUAUCCAGAAAUAACUGGUGCCACUUUACCGAAGGAACAGAUCUUUUACUAUGAGACACAACAGGCGCUUCUAUCAGCAGUCAACAAUGAUCUUGUCGAUGCCGUCUUUCUGAACCAAUUCUUGGAGGUAACUGCAAACUUACAACUCGUAUCAGAGAAGCUUGAUAAAUGUGCGAUAAGCGGAAUGGCUAUUAUGACAAGAAAAGACAACCCUUUAGCGUCUUGGUGGAACCCAGCCUUCAAGACUCUGAUCGCUUCUCCGGAAUAUAGACAGAUUUGUCUGGGAUUGGAAGACGUCAAUGUUCAUGGAAACAUACCAGGACCUCUGGUGGAACAACAAUGCGUUGGGUUCUAAAAUAAAUCAGCUAAAAUUGCAAUCUAAAUGUAAGCCACCAUUAGAACUGCUCGCAUUGACCACCGUCGCUGAUGUACCGAUCAAACACUUAAACUUCCGUUUAUACGCGCCGCGCACAGCUCUCAACCAAUGAUAGGUAUUCACUGACCCCAGUGAGGGCGCUGUUUAGAUCUUGUGACGUAAUGCAAGGAAUAUAAUAAGAGUACUGGGCGCGUUCGUUUAGCUUCCCUGGGUCGACCCCGGUGUGUGGCGGGUUUUUUCCAGGACGAACACGUGUGCAGAUA